This is a messenger RNA of Paramisgurnus dabryanus, 1308 nucleotides long. Its product is annotated as polymeric immunoglobulin receptor. Gene Ontology annotation, molecular function: transmembrane signaling receptor activity. The record is from RefSeq and is a predicted model, not a curated record. NCBI's taxonomy places the organism in Eukaryota, Metazoa, Chordata, Actinopteri, Cypriniformes, Cobitidae. Gene Ontology annotation, cellular component: plasma membrane.
AGGAAGAUAAAGUUGAGAAAUGGUCGCAUACGGGAAAGCAGCUCUGUUGUACACCAUCAUCUGGUUUUGCCUGAUUUUAGGUGAUGACUGUAGGAAAGUAACUGUUCAGACUGGUGGAUCUCUUAUUAUUCCAUUUCAUUAUGAAUACACACAACACCAGAAAUACUGCUGCUAUCAAGCAGAAGCAGCUUUCAAGUUCUGCUCUGUUCUGGCACACGCAAAUGAAACUAAAGGAGACGUGUCAGUAAUUGAUUAUCCUGAUCAGAGUUUAUUUACUGUCACUAUGAGAGACCUGCAGAAUCAAAAUACUGGAGCUUACUGGUGUGGAAUGUCAAUUAAAGAUGGCGAUGAUGUGACAGAGUUGUGUUUUAUCACAAUCCAAUCAGCUCCUGAUCUCUCUGUGAUGUCCAGCAGUGUAACUGUAGAUGAAGGUGGUAAUAUCAGUGUACGGUGUCUCUACACUUCUACAUAUAAGAAUGAACACAAACAGUGGUGCAGAUAUAAAGACAAGAGAUGUUACACAGCCCAGAAUGCAUCAUUUAAGAUCAGUGAUGAUGGGAGAGGAUCUUUGACUGUGAUGAUGUCUGGACUGAUGAAGAGUGAUUCUGGCUGGUAUUACUGUUCUGUAGGAGAUCUACAGGCUCCUGUUCAACUCACAGUCAAUGCUCCUGAUCUCUCUGUGAUGUCCAGCAGUUUGACUGUAGAUGAAGGUGGUAAUAUCAGUGUACAGUGUCUCUACACUUCUGCAUAUAAGAAUGAACACAAAAAGUGGUGCAGAUAUAAAGACAAGAGAUGUUACACAGUGGGAAGAUCUGACACAUCCCAGUUAGUUGAGAUCAGUGAUAAUGGGAGAGGAUCUUUGACUGUGGUGAUGUCUGGACUGAUGAAGAGUGAUUCUGGCUGGUAUUACUGUUCUGUAGGACAUCUACAGGCUCCUGUUCAACUCACAAUCAAUGAAUCAGCAGGUUCUCAGCACACUCUCCCGCAACGAGCACAAUCACCAGAGUACUAAUUUAACAUCACCUGUCCCUCAUUAUCAGCACACGCUACUUAUGCUUCAAACUCCCUCACAGUCACUGUCUAGUCAUGUUGACACAUACCACUCAUUGCAUCAUCUGUCUACCUGCAAGAAAGGAAAGUUUGUCUCUUAUCUGUGAUUGUGGAGUUAUUUGUUAUCAUCAUCCAUAUCCUACAAUAUCCAUUUCAUCCUUCUGUCUUAUGCUCAUAUUUUAAUAAAUACUUACCUUUAUAUGUGUCUCAUUCUGGUCUGUGGUACCCUAAAUAAAUAUUUAAUUCUAUUUUAUGUAU